Pseudomassariella vexata is the source of this 1098-nucleotide messenger RNA. RefSeq names its product fructose-bisphosphate aldolase, class II. The transcript is spliced from 2 exons. Gene Ontology annotation, biological process: glycolytic process; gluconeogenesis. The coding region runs from base 1 to 1098 and encodes 365 amino acids. Gene Ontology annotation, molecular function: fructose-bisphosphate aldolase activity; zinc ion binding. The record is from RefSeq and is a predicted model, not a curated record. Gene Ontology annotation, cellular component: cytosol. NCBI's taxonomy places the organism in Eukaryota, Fungi, Ascomycota, Sordariomycetes, Amphisphaeriales, Pseudomassariaceae.
AUGGGUGCCCAAGACGUUCUCAGCCGCAAGACGGGUGUCAUCGUCGGUGAUGAUGUCCUCGCCUUGUUCACUUAUGCUCGCGAGCAUAAGUUUGCGAUCCCCGCUAUCAACUGCACUUCCUCGUCGACCGUCGUAGCAUCCCUCGAGGCUGCGCGGGAUUCCAAGUCUCCUAUUGUCUUGCAGUUUUCCCAAGGUGGUGCCGCCUUCUUCGCCGGAAAAGGUGUUGACAACAAGGAUCAAUUUGCCUCAAUCCAGGGUGCCGUCGCCGGUGCCCACUAUGUCCGCGCCAUUGCCCCCGCAUACGGCGUUCCCGUUGUUCUUCACACUGACCACUGCGCCAAAAAGCUGCUUCCGUGGCUCGAUGGCAUGCUCGACGCCGAUGAGAAGUACUUCAAGGAGCACAACGAGCCUCUCUUCAGCUCCCACAUGAUCGAUCUGUCCGAAGAGCCCGUUGACUGGAACGUCGAGACCACCGCCAGGUACCUGAAGCGUGCCGCCCCCAUGAAGCAAUGGCUCGAGAUGGAGAUUGGCAUCACCGGUGGCGAGGAGGACGGUGUCAACAAUGAGGACGUUGACAAUAACUCCCUCUACACUCAACCGGAAGACAUUAUGAACAUCUACAAAACCCUCUCGCCCAUCUCCCCCUACUUUUCCAUCGCCGCCGGCUUUGGCAACGUCCACGGCGUGUACAAGCCUGGCAACGUGAAGCUCCACCCCGAACUUCUCGGCAAGCACCAGGCAUACGUCAAGGAGCAGCUCACCGCUGCCGGUCAAAAGAACGUUGGAGACAAGCCCGUCUAUUUCGUCUUCCAUGGAGGCUCUGGUUCCGCCAAGCAAGAGUACCUGGACGCCAUCAACCAUGGUGUCGUUAAGGUCAAUAUGGACACCGACAUGCAGUUUGCCUAUUGCAGCGGUAUCCGAGACUACAUGGUCACCAAGAAGGAGUACGUCAGCACGGCCGUUGGCAACCCCGAUGGGGAGGAUAAGCCCAACAAGAAGUACUUCGAUCCCCGUGUCUGGGUUCGUGAGGGAGAGAAGACCAUGACUACUCGUGUUAAGGAGGCCCUGGCCGACUUCAACACUGCUGGUACCUUGUAA